Messenger RNA from Oncorhynchus masou masou (cherry salmon), 5377 nucleotides. RefSeq lists its product as uncharacterized. The record is from RefSeq and is a predicted model, not a curated record. NCBI's taxonomy places the organism in Eukaryota, Metazoa, Chordata, Actinopteri, Salmoniformes, Salmonidae. The transcript has 5 exons. The coding region runs from base 611 to 1450 and encodes 279 amino acids.
UGUUCUGGUAGGAGAGCAUGUAGAUUCGGCUGUGGCUGUGUGUGUGUGUACACGUGUACACGUACACAUUCGGCUGUGUGUGUGUGUGUGCGCGCGCGCGUCUGAACGUAAGCAAGUUGAGGGAAAGUGGACGACAUAGCUCGCGCGCUAUUCCUACAAUUAUUUUUUUCAAAGCCAAGGUGGAGAAAGUCGAAACUAUUAUGGUUGAUUAAUUUGGGACCUGGGAAACAAGCUACCAGGACUGGCUACGUCGCUAGCAAACUAAAUGAACGCACAAUAACGAAGUCGGUUUUAGUUCAAAUUGGUCUUAAUCAAGCCUGUCACAUAACGGAUUUCGACCGCUAUAAUGUCAAGAUAUUUACCUGCACAAAUUAUGGUAUUGGGGGCUGGUUAUUCUCUUCAACAAAAGUUGAGUUUGUCAUCAUUGUGUGUGUGUGAGUGAUUGAGUGACUGUGUGUGUGUGUGAAUGUGUGUUACUGUUUGCUUUAGUAAGUCUGUGCCUUUUAAUGUGCAAACUGAUGUACAUUUCAAAGUAGUUGUUGCAUGGCUUCACACCAGCAACACAAAUAGCCAAGUGAAGAUAGAUAAGCCAUAUCCGUAAAAGUUCAGGAUGUUGAAGACUUUAACCAAGAAGCUAAGAAGACACUCGCUCAACGAGAUUCAUCCUUUUCAAUUUAAGAUUUCCUACCAUGGCAGUGGGGAGGGAGCGGAGAGCGAUGAUUCUGAGGGGGAGAACCAGGAGCUUGCACAGAUUGACAGAGAGAGGCGGCGGAACUGCAGCCUCACCCCUCUGGCAACCAGCCAGCAGCACAAUCAGGGUCCCCUAUCUCCGGCACGCCUCCAUCACCUACGCCUCCUUCUAGACCCGACUCUGGACCGUCACUCGUCUGAAGAAGAGCUAGAGCGAAUCAGCCACGGCGUUGGAGACGGCAGGAAGUGGACGCUGCACCAUCGCCACGGUGACCACCCCAGCAGUGCCUCCAGUGACGAGGAGGUGUGGGACCUGUGUGGCUGUGGCCCAGUUGCAGCAUCCUUGGAGCCUGGGACUUGCCUGGCCGCUUCCACCAGCCCGGUGCUCUUUAGCUCAAGCCCACCUCGCAGCCUCAAGCCACCGCCUCCAAUUAAGCUCCAGUUCCAGGGGGUGCAGCCUGCUGCCAAGCCUAUCAUCUUGACCCACUUCGACCAGUCGGCGGCUCCCUAUAGGAAACACAGGCACAGCUACGGGGGAGAGCUGGGGAGGCCAAGUCUGGACCUGGAGAAAAUGCAACAGAAAAUGCUCCUGAAAAAUAACUGUGGUGGGAAAACACGGACCAUAAAGAUCCGGAGCUUGACUGGGACUCGCCCUCUGCCCAGGUACGCCUACGAUCCUUCAAUAUUUGCCUUCCGGUCCCUCAGCAGGGUCCCUCCUUGCAAUCCCUUGACUCCGUCCGAAGACCCCCCGUGUGUGUGAGGGGAUAACACCAACAAAACCACCCCUUCCUCACUUAUUGACUCUAUAGAAGACUCCCAGACUUCAUACUCUGAAGAAGAGACUGAGCUAAAUAAUGAGUAUGGUAUGGUAUGACCGUUAGGACAACUUGACAAUGCCAAUGUUUGAAGGUCAAUAUAGUACUCUCAGAUAAUCCUGCUCUGUCAAAUCAUGCUUUUGCUCGGACAACUGGUUCACUUGACAAAACCAUCUAAGACACUAAGAAUGGGGAGAUCUUAACCCUGAUAUUGGAUGAUGAUGUGAGACGGGGGCAGACGGUAUGUGUGAACAAAAAGGCUCCAAUAGAAAUUGCUUUGAAAAUACACCGCUUCACUCAAGCUCUCCGUACCAAGGACACUUCAGGUAUUUCAUACAUUAACGGCUGUCUUUUGGACACAUUUUCAAUGGAUGGUUGUUCUAAAAAUGAAUUAUCAACAAUAUUUUUGAAGGACAAAACAAGCAUUCGAAAGCAUUCAAAGACCACUCCAAUGCGCUCGAUACAAGGGAAAUGUAUGUUGAUGACAAUCAAAGGUCAAAUAAACGCAUGACAGGUUUGUUGUCUUGACCAGGGUUUCCCUAACCCGGUCCUGGGCCCCCCACAUUUUAGUUUUUGCCCUAGCACUACACAGCUGAUUCAAAUAAUCAAAGCUUGAUGAUGAGUUGGUAAUUUAAAUCAGCUGUGUAGUGCUAGGGGAAAAAACAAAAAAGUGCACCCCAGGGCCCCCCGCCGAGUUUGAGAAACCCUGGUCUAGACGGACAACAGCUCAUUAGGACAACUCAUGAACAGAGGGUUUCUUGACACAUUGCAAGAUGUACACUGCACGAUAUGAGUAAAGAGUCUAUAUUUCGUGAUAUCAACCAGCGCUAAGUGCGUCGAUACUAGGGUUGAAAUGGAGAUCAGCUUUCUCCAUUCAAAUAUUUCCAAAACAUUAUAAUUAUUUCACAAUACUGACGACGGAUCAGCUCCUUGAGAGAUAUUUCCACCUAUGGCUGCAAAUAUUGAGCGGCGUAUUCUAAUGCUUUUAAUGCUUACCCAAUAAAAAUGCACUAAAUCACUGAUUUGGCACAUCAUUGCGCACAUGUUAGGCUACACAUCAUUAAAUAUAUUUAGAGAAAUUAUAUACAGUAGCCUACAUGUAGCAAAAUAGAACUCAAUUGAUUGAACAUGAAAUGUUUUUCAACAUAUUAUUGAAAACACCUACAGCCUACUGUUUAUAUUUUAAUGCAGUCAUCUCGGUUUUCACUUUGAAGCAUAUUUUUAUACGUCGCUCGUUUGUAUCAAUUGCAAAGACAUUAGCAAAUUCGUCUUUGUCGUGAACUUUGUUCUGAAGUUAUCGGCGGUCACAGAGAUAUCAGUCAACCAUGUGAUUCUAUGUUUAGCGGAGAUCUUCUGUUCAUUAAGUGAUGCUCGAGGGCAAAAAAGCAUCGAAAGUUGCACUUAGCUAUUCUACGAGUGAUCGGAGUCAGGCGUUAGAUUACGAGGGCUUUCAAGUGCAAUGUUAAUGAUAGUUUUGGGAAACAGCUCAGAUAUUUAACGUUGCUCCUACAAAGGGUUUAACGAUGAACUUAGCUUUAAGAUGCUUUUGGGAAACCGGGCCCAGGUCAUGAGAUACUACGAAAUGUAUGACUAGUUCAAGAGGUAACAAUGUAACCCUCAACCUGUUGACGAGUUUGUGAAUAUCACCUUAAGAGGAAAACAGGAUAACAUCAAAUACUUUGUCCUCUUUUCCUGUAUGCAUUUCACUGUGCUGUGGUGCAGAAAAGAAAGGUAUAUGAACAUUCAAGAAAGGGAGUAUAAGAAAUCUAUGAGAAUAUGACAUGAUUUACUGCUUUAAUUUCAGUGCUGUGUCAUGAGCUUGUGUAGUACGCUAUGCAACACCUUUCUAACUCUGUAUGUACCUGUAUGUACCUUUUCUUCGGUGGCACUUCGCCACAUGUAUGAGACAACCAAAGGUCAUCCCAAACGUCUCAUCGUUGUGCCUCUGAAUGACAUUCCUGAUGUAUUGAACGUUAAACUGAGGCUAGUCUUGACUGUAGGGUCGAUGUGCUAACGUAAUCAGUGACCAGACAACCUAUUUAUGCAUAUGAAUGUAUCCCUUGAUGGACAUGCUGCGAUCAAAACAAUGUCACCAUAACCAAGCUCUGCUAGAGUGAAUGUUGUGCAGCGCUCUGACAUUUCUGUGUCCCUCGCAUAAUUUAUGAACAAAUAAAUGCUCUGUGGCAUCUUGGUUCUUAGGAGUGAUACAUUUUAGAUCACAUUACAUAGACUAAUUCUACGUGCAUUGACACGAUUACCAUUUUGGAUUUGCUAUGUACCAGGGUUGUCAUCAAUCCCAUUUCAAUCCAGUCAAUGCACAAUGUGAAUCCAAAAACGAGUGUCAUUUAUUUUGUGAGGACAUAUUCUCCCUGUCACUCUGUGUGUCGCCUUCCUCAUUGCCAUGGCCCACCCAGCUUCUGAUCCAUGAUCCUGGUCUACUGCAUCUCUAGCUCCAGUACUGGUGGAGCUCUGAGAGUUGAAUCUGGGAUUACUCCAUCCUUCAAGAGCCAAUUGGGUCAGGAGGAUAUACAGGGUCAGGCAGCAUGGUCGGGAGUGGGCUGGGCCAGGAGCUUAGAGAGGAGGCUCUGGAGCGAGAGCCCAGGGCCAAAGCUGUCUGGAGGUCCUGCGGCACUGGGAUUUGGAAAAGUGUGAGAGUACAGUACAUGCUUGCAUAAAGUAUGUGUAUUUGCAGAAGUGCGUGCACCUGGUAUGUGAGUUAUGUGCUGCUAGGGCUUCUGCAGAUACCUAAAUAUCAGAGUGUAUGCGCAAAUAAUAGUGUGUCUAUGCGGGUGCAAAGGCUGAGUGGUGGCGUAGAGUGAGGCAGGACUUGUGUAUGUGUCACACCAAAGCCUGCCAAGACGGCAAGGUUCCCAUCCCUCCUCACUGGAUCACAGCAGAACAUCUCACCAAAUGGUGCAAGCUGCUCAUUGCCAGAUCAGACUGUUUGUGUCAGUAGGCAGGUUUCCAUUCUCAGGUUUAUUCGACAAAGCAAAAAAAAAAUGUUUGCGACGUGUAAUGGAAACGGCAGAUAUACAUAUUUUCUAAACAUCGGUAACAUUUUUAUCCGAUUGACAGGGGUGGAUUUUUUGGUUGAACUUCGUGACAAAUGAAGUGGAACGUUAUUUUUUUCUUUUCUUUAAUCAAUGUUUGGUGAAUAAGUUUGCAAGCCACGUGAUGUCAUCACACAACUCAAGCUCCACUCCACAUUCAAUUCUAAAUGUCUACUGCUAGCAAAAUACAUUUUUUUAAACAAAAAUAUUUUCUUUGCAGGACAAGGAUUGUCCUGACUUUCAAGAAUGCCUGAAUUGCUUCAUCUUGCUUUUCUGGUUGGCUGGAUGCAAGUUUCACCAUCCAAUUAUAACAGAUCUACAGGAGUGCAAAUCUCACCGUGGCACGGCCACGUGGGGCACAUGAUCAUUAGAAUAUGGCAAAUAUUAGUCAAUUAUUGCAUUCUAUCCAUGCUGGCUUUUGCAGGCUAUCAGAGACAUGAAAAUGAUUGGUGGGAGGGCAUACAGGCUGUCGCCAAUGUAUUAUUGCGCAAUUUGCCUAAAUGGGUGAUCGAAACACUUCAACCACUUCACUUUUAUUCAACACUGGUUUAUUUUUUGUUGUUGGGGUGUGACAUUAAGUCCAGCUGUUUUUAAAAUCAAUAUAGGAUGGUUAAUUGGAAACGCACCAUAGCAGGCAAUUGUCUCAUCUAUUUUCUAUGCAAACUUUCUAAUGUCAACAAAAUCACUGGACAAGUUAAUGGAAACAGUGGAUCUCACACACACACGGUUGGCUGUGAGAAACAUGCCUGUAUACAUUGAAAUGGAUGGGGAGGGUGGAGGCUUUGGGGAUUGUGAAAAUUGAGGGGUAGAGAUUGUGGUUGA